Symbiodinium sp. CCMP2456 is the source of this 1365-nucleotide messenger RNA. The record is from the annotation of a GenBank genome assembly. Lineage: Eukaryota; Dinophyceae; Suessiales; Symbiodiniaceae.
AUGCUUUCGGUUCUUUGCAUCCUCCUGUGGAGCAUGCGCGUGUACAAGGACCUCAGGCGCAUGGGACUGCUCAUGGAGGCUUGGUCGUGGAUUCCACGAUCCGACUACACCAUUAUGAAUGAGAAUUUUGGCUUCACCGAACUCUCCGAGAACCGCUUCUAUGGCUUCGGAUCCAUUUUGUUCGUGUGCUUUGCCAUGGACUGCCUCUUGCUGGUGGCCGGGAUCCGUCCUAUCUCAUCGUUGAUACUCGAUGCGGUCGCGCUCGAGGCCAUCUUGGACAUCGACGACUUUAUGUUUCAUGCCCUGGCGCCCUUGAGAGCCAGAUUGCUUAUCCAGGGUUUAGAGCCCAUGAUGGUGAAAAUCAAUCAGGCCAGAAGCCAAGUCGAGUCCGGAUGGAACUUCUGCCUUCUCGCCUCUGCUCUUGUGCUGCCCUACCUCUUCAUGCUGGCCCCACUUGGCCUCUCCAUGCGAGCGGUGAAGUACGAGCUUUGUGGUGGAACCCAGGAGUUCGUCGUAGCUUACAAUCAGGACAUCCAGAUGACCUAUGCAUUACGGACGCAGGCGGAGAGAGGCCUAGAGCUUCUUCCCAGCGAAGUGGCCGUGGAGGAGUUUAAGCACAGUUCCGAAGCACUUCCUCGAUACAUGGUCUUCUCGCCGACCUCGCAGGCCUUCGAUACAGACCAGGUCCGAACAAUGGCCGAGGAGGCUUCAACUUUCCCCAUCUGCUUCGAGACCCAGGUCCUGCAAGAGACAGGUCGAGUCUACCAGGAUCCUGUGGCCACGUCGCUGAUCGAGCCACGCUUUCAGUCCAUGGUAGCGACAUUCGGCCGCAAUGCAACUACCUGUGAGGAGAUGCAGGACCUCUGCUACUUGCCAGAGGCGCGGAUGCUGCGUUACCUUUGUGGUGCGACUUGCGGCUGUGCUUCCGCCGGAUCCUCGACCUGGUACAAGGUUGCUCGGCAAGGGUGUUCCGAAAGCUGUCUGAAAGAGGCUGAGGCUGCGACGGCCUGUGUGGAUGUCGCGGCCACAUCCGAAGAAUGGCGAUCGUUUUGGAUCAACUACGUGCCGGUCGUGUCGUCCUUCUUCGGUCAGAAUCUAGCUCAAGCAAACAUGCUGACGAUGCUGAAUCAGACCGUACAAGCUAUGUUGAGUGAGGGUUGUCCCAGGCUUCUAGUCAACGACACCGAUUUUGUCACUUCCGUAAAAUGGUGCGAGGGCUUUCCAGACCUUUUCCGACCAGUCGCCUUCUUGUGCCCGGAAACUUGCGGAUGCAAAGCAUCUCUCUCGGGGUAUUGUCCGUCCAGCUGCCUUUCCGAUGACGUGCACAGCUCGACAAACUCGAGCAAUGCAUCCUUUGUUCCGUGA